Molecule: messenger RNA, 2949 nt
Organism: Aspergillus pseudonomiae
Lineage: Eukaryota; Fungi; Ascomycota; Eurotiomycetes; Eurotiales; Aspergillaceae
Exons: 7
Coding region: 1-2949 (982 amino acids)
Biological process (GO): protein dephosphorylation
Molecular function (GO): protein tyrosine phosphatase activity
Source: RefSeq, a predicted model, not a curated record
AUGUCUGCUAUGACGGGUCCGAGAUCACCUACUUCUCCGUGGCCUCAGGAGCCACCAAACCUACAAAUCACAGGUCACCCUACCUCAGCAGCAAUUUUUUCGUUGUGUGACUCUCACCAGUCUCCGCUCAACUCCAGCCUUAGUCCUCACAAUACAGUCCCAGAACGUUCGGGUCCUAAUUAUUUCUCUAUCAGCGUGGAGAGUUCCACCACUCCUAGAAAGACUGGUGAUACGCUCUCUUAUGCCCAUCGUGUCUUACCGAAAAAGGAUUUUAUUUCUAACCAGUCUGAUACCUCUACGAGUAUAAAGUCUGGAAAUGGUCGUGCCGUUGCAGUUGAACGCUGUGCUGAGUUACUCGAAUCCUCGCCCAAUGAUGUCAUGCUGUUAGAUGUGCGGCCAUAUGCGCACUUUGCGAAAGGGAGCAUCAAGGGAUCGUUGAAUCUUUGCAUACCAACGACUUUAUUGAAACGUCCUUCGUUUGAUACACAAAAGUUGGCAAAUACUUUCACAAAUCACGUGGACAGGAUGAACUUUGCCAGGUGGAAACAUUGUCGUUAUAUCAUCGUCUAUGAUUCAGGGACUUCUGACAUGAAGGAUGCAGGGCCUUUGACAAAUGUGUUGAACAAGUUCACGACCGAGGGAUGGGAUGGGGAUGGGCUAAUCCUUAGGGGUGGGUUCGACUCAUUCUCGAACCGAUUUCCCUCUCUCUUGCAACAGCAAAGUUCGCCUGCAAAACUGUCAAAGAAGCCAACUUCAAUGCACAUAGACCUACCAUCUGUUGCCCCUAUUGCUGGGGGUUGUGCUUUGCCUGAUUCCUCACGUCCCACAAUCCCCUUUUUUGGGAACAUCCGGCAGCACAUGGAUCUUCUUGGUGGUGUCGGUCAAAUUCCUCUUCGGCUGCCCGAGAACCUGACAGAAUCGUUGAGGCAGUCACUACCACCUUGGCUGCGGGAGGCGACAGAUCCAGCAGACCAAGGUCGUAGCGUUUCACAGAAAUUUCUAGAGCUCGAGAAGAAAGAGUUAGAACGCAUGAAACAAGCACUGACUUAUGACAAGUCUUCCGAUACUUCAGCAGCCGAUGCUUUCCCGGAGAAAUUCCGUGUCGCAGGUAUCGAGAAAGGCACAAAAAACAGAUAUAACGACAUUUAUCCUUUUGAUCACUCCCGGGUGAAGCUGCAGGAUGUGCCGCCUGGGGAAUGUGAUUACGUAAAUGCAAACUUCAUGAAAGCAGAGUAUGGCAAUAAGCGCUACAUAGCUACUCAAGCCCCUGUACCUGAUACAUUUACUGAUUUCUGGCGUGUAAUCUGGGAACAAGAUGUCAGGCUCGUCGUUACUUUGACUGCAGAGUUCGAAAGAGGCCAGAUUAAAUGUCACCCAUAUUGGGAGUCUGGAAAAUACGGGCCUCUUCAGGUCAACAACUUUUCCCAGAAAUACCUCGAUAUAGAUUCUCCACAUUCGCAUCAAGUCGGUCCUUCAUUAAAAACAAGCGAGGAUUCCGGGAACAAGUCUUGUUUGCAACUGUUCCGGGUGCUCCAAAGGCGCGCGUCCCGGCAACUGUAUGGUGCCCAGUUCACCGCAAGUUGUACUCAUUUCCACUUUGGGCCAUUGGUCCUUGAUGUCAAAGCAUCAUCGCUAGCCCCCUCAGAACACCAGGCCUUGGCACUUGUUUACAAAGGCCACGAGGACAUUCGACUUUUUCGCACCGAGAAUGGCCAACUUCAACUUAAAGCUUGCUUGAAACCACACCGACUUCAGCCAGGCAUAGUCGAGGUUCUAAGGACAGCCUUUGAUGCAGAUGAUGGCCUCUAUGUCCUACAACGCUUUACACCUACGGUUGAAGAAAGUCCAGACUCAGAGCACCCAUUCAUUAAACAAGCAUCUAAAUGUUAUAUCGGGGGGCAGAUCUAUCUCAUUCGCUACUCCCUCCAGUCUCGCCAUGAUCCUGUUCGCGUGUGUACAUUCCCGGACCAUGCUGAGUAUGAGCCUUUGGCUCUCGCCGCUGCCAAUCGAGAUACUUUUGCAAUUUCCUGGCAGCAUUGCCGUGAAAGUGAAGACUAUGAAGUAGUGCUUUAUAAUGCACAGAGCACAUCUAGCGUCCACAGCCUGCCAAGCGCAAUAGAUCUUGCAUAUGAUUCUUAUGUCCUUGUAGACUGGACCAAACAGCAUCAAGAUGAUGACGUACACCUCCAUGCAAGGUUGGCCGGUCCCCGUUUCAACUGUCAGAAAGGACCCGUUAUAGACCUUGCAUUCAACGAUAGAUCAACCCAAAUACUCUAUUACCACCGAGCCCAAACUUUAUAUGGGUCAUUUCAAAGGAUCAAUAUGACUUCUUUCCCGGUCCAGCCUACAUUAUAUGAGAACUCAUCGCUGGUACAGUUCUCGGGUUCCUUGAGUCUUCUCUUCUCAAUCGCCAUUCCUUUUUAUGGAACACAUGUAACGCGAGUGGAGGGAAACGGGCAUUCCAGAUGUCACUGGAAAUACCUUGCUUUAGGAAUAGCGACUCAUCGCACGGAAGAUUGGACAGUCGCAUGUUUGUUGAAAUCCGAAGCAAGCUGCUCAUCUCAACUUUGUGGACAUAUUCUGAACCUUGAACGCGGGCGACGCUUUUUUGACUGGACAGUAGUUGCACGACUUUGGGGCUUUCAGGAUUCAAAUAAUUCCCUCGGUUGUAAAGUUGCUACUUCGAAACAUGGCACACGGAUUGCUGUCGCUAACUGGAAUGUCUUGUACAUCUGGGCACUGCAGCCCAGUGCACUCAUCAAACAAAAUUCCAACGGGUAUUACCCGCCCUUGCUGCUGUCCCCAGACUCAGGAAUGGUCGAACUGCGGCCGAUAGUUAUCCCACUAGAUGCGGUCUGCUUCAAACUACGUUUUACAGAUGUGGAGGACGAAUUGUUGGCUAUCACAGACAGAGGGUUGAUGUACUGGGAUCUUGGCCCGUGGAAGUAG